Molecule: messenger RNA, 4969 nt
Organism: Podarcis muralis (Common wall lizard)
Lineage: Eukaryota; Metazoa; Chordata; Lepidosauria; Squamata; Lacertidae
Source: RefSeq, a predicted model, not a curated record
GACACUCUGCAUCCGAAAAUAGACCAGCAAGGGCCUCUUUCGAUUAUCGGUCUCCGCACCGUUCCCCCCCCCGGGGGGGCACGCUCUCUUUGCAUACAUAAAAAUUAUUAAAUUGCUUGCCCGUGCUUGCAAAAUUGACUUUGUAACUGGCUUUUAAAAAGUAUGCGCCUGUAAAUUUUCGAGGAAGGGAUGAUCGUGCACGCCUUAUAGUCGCAUGCGUGACCUUAAUCUGUCCCUUAGACGGUGACUUUUUUUUUUUUUUGCUUUUGCAGCUGUGCUGACAGUGACGAAGCUGAUUGUAGUGCCGUUUUUAAAGGUCUACAGCCCAUCUUCCAAGAGCAGGGAAUGACAGAAACUAUUCAUAACUGGGAAGAUCAUGGGUACUUAGCAACCUACGUCAGUAAAAAUGGCAGUUUUGCCAAUCUGAGAAUUUAUCCUCAUGGCUUGGUGUUGGUCGAUGUACAGAGUUGCAACGAUUUGAGUGGAGGAGAAAUAGAGCAGCUUCUAAACAAGAUAGAAGAAAGAAUGAAAGAACUGUGUCAUAGAAACAUCAAAAGAGUAAAACGAUUGCCAGCCAUUGUGAGAGGAGAUGCUAUUGAUAAAUAUUGGCCCACAGCUGAUGGACGAUUGGUGGAAUAUGACAUUGAUGAAGUUGUUUAUGAUGAAGAGUCAGCUUACCAGAAUAUUAAAAUCUUACACUCGAAACAGUUUGGAAAUAUUCUUAUCCUCAGUGGGGAUGUUAAUCUGGCAGAGAGUGACCUGGCAUAUACACAAGCUAUAAUGGGCAGCGGGAAGGAAGACUACACAGACAAAGAAGUCCUCAUUCUUGGAGGUGGUGAUGGGGGAAUACUGUAUGAAAUAGUCAAAUUGAAACCAAAGAUGGUCACCAUGGUAGAGAUUGACCAAAUGGUGAUUGACGGGUGUCGAAAAUAUAUGCGCAAAACAUGUGGAGAUGUCUUGGACAAUCUGAAAGGAGAAUGCUAUCAGGUUCUAAUAGAAGAUUGUAUUCCAGUCCUGAAGAGGUAUGCCAAAGAAGAAAGGAUGUUUGAUUAUGUAAUUAACGAUUUGACAGCUGUUCCAAUCUCCACAUCUCCAGAAGAAGAUUCUACGUGGGAGUUUCUGCGGAUGAUUCUGGACCUUUCAAUGAAAGUCUUGAAACCGGAUGGAAAAUAUUUUACACAGGGAAAUUGUGUAAAUCUGACUGAAGCUUUGACUCUCUACGAAGAACAGCUUGGUAGGCUAUACUGUCCUGUGGCAUUUUCAAAGGAAGUUGUAUGUGUCCCUUCAUACAUGGAACUAUGGGUAUUUUAUACUAUUUGGAAGAAGAGAACAGAUGUUUGAAGUUCAAGGUCCACACGCCACACAUGCUGCAUGAAGUGUGUAGGGCUUGCCACAUGCUACAUCUUGGCGUCUUGAAUCUUUAAAUUAUAUGCUGUAGAUGAUCCUGAAACUUAGUCAUGCUAUCGAUUUGUGAAUUCUUUAAAUGUUUUUUAUUAUUAUUUUAAUUUAAAAGCAAAUGGGAAAAAAUGUAUAUUUUGAUGAGCUAGGGUGUUAUUUUUUGAAAGUCAACGUAGAUGAAUUAGCAGCAAAGCUAUAGCUGCUGAAUGCACUGAACCUUUAGAAUGUGAUCAUUUUUACUUUUUAUUUUAGAUCGUUGAAUACCAAUUUAAAAAGACAAUGUUAGCAUUUCAGUGUGAUACCACAGAAUUUUCUCUCCCUUCAGACAUUAAUCAGUUUAAUAGUCACGGUGCUUUAAAUAGACUUUACGUGGGUUGUUUGUUAAAUGAUCGAUGUGCUUCCAUUGGAGGAAUUAAGGGCAGACUUCUUCUUUCUUUCUUUUUAAGGAAACCCUCUGGCCCAUUGUGGUGCUAUAAAGCCACCAUGAUACUACUUAUGGUGAAUCCUUAUUCUAACCCUCAUGUGUCAAGAUCUGUUAUUUCAUUUUCAGUGGGUCCUCCCAACAGGUAAAUACUCAAUCUCAAAUGUGUGAGGGUUCAUUCAGAGGAAAAUGUGAGGGUUUCUUCAGAGGAAAAGUUCAGCACAACUAAAACGAUGGGGAUAAAGCCAUGGUGUAAUGACUGCCACAUCAGAAUGAACAUGGAUUGGGCCCAGUCUUUGGUUAUAAAGGGAAAGAAUUAAUAGUUUCUUCAUCUUCAUCAGACUAGUUUUAUUCUAAAGAUGUUUUCAACACACAAAAGUGAAAAAAGGCUGCAUUACCUCAUGCACAAAGAGAUUUACAAAAUACUUAAUGCUGGAAUAAAUGCCAUUGGCUUAAGAAGUCUUAUUAGUGAGCUGUCAUUUGACAAACCAAGCUAGCCCCCGUUAAUAUUUAUUAUAAAUAGGGAGGAAUAAUAGAUUAAACAAAUAACUGUUAGUUAUUUGAAACUAUGGCUUGGACUGUUGCCCCAGUCCUUCAGUUUAAGUAUGGAAAGCUGAAAUGUGUAUUGAGAAUUCUUUUUAUUGGUCACAUACCCCUUUAGUGCAAAUGUUCAUGAAGUGCGAAAGGUCAUUGAAAAGGAAUAAUUAGCCAAGUGACUUAUGAAACAAUGCACUGGAAGCUUCUUCACCAACCGCAUCUACUUGAGUGGGAGCUGAGCUCAAGAGCACAGGCCGUGUCCCAGUCGUUACAAUAUAGUCUGUGCAGGUGAAGUUUCUGGUAGAUUGUAAGCCUGAGAGUAUUUAUAUUUUGUGCUUCUCUAUAAACAGAGCGUUUACUCCUCUUAGUUGAGCCCAGCCACAUGGAUCUGAUGGAUCUUGCGGCUAAAACAUCACUAGCCCAUACACUGUAUUUGCAUAUGCAUGUUGAAAUACCUAUUGCAUUUGUACUCCCCACCCUGUCUACUUCUGCACAUGGUGUAAAAUUAUAUUUUUGUAAAAUCUUUCUUAUGUACUGGUUGAUCAUUCAUGUAUGACUUUGCUAUAGGCAAAUCCUUAAAAUAGCUGAGAAAUACAACCUUAUAAUUAAAAUGUUCUAUCCUUCUCUUAGCAGUUUCAGACUUUACAGCAAAAUUACUCCCCGCCUCCCCAAAUGAAAUUUUUUUUGUUGUAUUUCACUGUUACAUUUUCUCACCACACUAGAGAAAGGGCUGCACUUAGAUUGUUUUCCCCACGCUAUAUUAUUGCAAGAUGAGAAUGCACCACUCCAUUCUGAGAAACCGAUCACUAGGGAGAAUUGCUUUAUGUAUUUAGAAAGGAGGGCAUAGUCCUUCAUAGCUACAUGGAGGAAUUCUGCAGAAUUCUGCAGUGAAGCUCAGAAUUGCCAGAAACUCAGAAGGCUUUGCUGCCUUGGGGUUCUGUUGUGCUAACAAAAUGGGCAUAUAAAUAAGUAAGUUUACAAUUCAUAACUCCUGAAUUAUAUGUCUUAUAACUUAAAGCUACCUGAUCAGUAAUUUAAUCUCUGUUGACUUAAAAUGAUUAAAAAGUUAACUGUCUGAUCUUGCCAGUGGUAAAGUGCAAACUUCCUUCAGCUCAGACGAAGAUUGGGAAGGAACCAUUAUUUAAAGCUGUCUAGUCUGAGGUCAUAAUUAAAACAUCUAGUGCUAUAUUUAGAAGAUUACGGUUAUGAACUUCCAUUGGAUCAGAUAGCAAACAUGUCUGGAGGUUCAGACCAGCCUUUUUUCCCCUACUGGCAAAAGCAUAUAGUUGUGUCACAUUUAUAUCAAAUUGUUUGGCCCUGCUUUUGAGUAGAUUGGUAGUAGCUUAGGCAGAACCCUUCUUUCCUUUCCUUUACAAUCGGACAUAAAAUCUUAGGGAGCCUACAGUAAACACACAUGAUACUUUGUGCAGAAUGUCCCAACAUACACCCAUGGUGUGCAUCAAAGAAUGCUAUUAUUUUCAAAACCUCAUUUAUUGUUUUGGGAUUAUGCAAUGCUUGUAACUUGGAAGUAAUAGCCACGUUCUUAAGUAAAUUGAAGAGUUUUUGUCCCAUUGUCCUAUGUAGCUGGAGAGUGAUCUUGACCUAUUCAUUCAAUACCUAGGUUACAGAAUUCUUCUAAUAGCUAUACUAAAAAAAACCAACUAGAUAAAUAUAAUUUUAUAGGCAUUUGUGUUGUGAUUGUAAAAAAGUGGUUCUGCAUUUUUACUUGAAUUUCCCACUUUUUUGGCUUUCUGAAGAAACUAAAGAAAGAAAACUACUGGUUAAGUAUGGGUGGUUUUGGAGGAAGAUUAUGUUGACACUUCAUUUUAUUGUAUACAUAGAUUUCAUGAGCAUAGCAUUUGAUUUUUCUGGAGAAAGGCAUAUUUUAGUAUUACUUCCCUGGUGCAUUCUAUUAGAUACAGAACCAAGGUUAGUCUUAAAUCUGAUAUGAAAUGAGGAUCAGGAAUAGAUGGGAAGUGAUAUUGCUUGGAAAGCCAACUAAUAGAUGCUUCAUUCUCUCAGUGAAAGGGAAACAAUGGAGGGCAACUGUAUUUUGUUUUUUUUAAAUGUUUUAUGUAGAAUAUCAUUAUAACAUAGAUGUGUGUGUGUGCGUUUAAAAGCAAAAUGUUAUAAGCUGAACAUCUCUUCCCACCCCCUUUCCCUAUUACUGCUUGAAUAGACUGAGGAAAUGUACAAAUAAAGUGUUGUCACUCUUUAUUUAUAUAUACAUACAUAUAUAUAUAGUUGUUGCUGUAGUGUACAGUAUGAAAAAUCACUUCUUUUCUUUUUGAUGUGUAAGAAUUGGCGUGGGGGGAAUCAACCUUCAACAGAUUAACUUUUAUAUAUAUAUAUAAAAUACACAUGGAACAGAGUGGAACAUCGGUUGUGAGUGCCUCACUACACAUGCAAAUCAAUCCCAAAGAUGGUUGGCAUGGGGUGUCUCUUAAUUCUUUGCACUAAAUGCUGCUUCCAUCUAGUAGUGAAUUUUGACUAUUUAACAAAAAGAAGUUUGAUACCUAUUCUGACUUUGCUGAAAGAAAACUUCUGGCGUUGUAUCAAUUGCACUAGUAACAGUGCACAUAUUCAAAUAAAGGUACGCUGUUAUUACCUGUA